AUGACAAACAACGGACGGCUCCGAUAUAUUCGUACCCGUAGAUUCGGGGUCUUGGAUUCCAGAUUGCCGCCGCCUCCUUCACCCGAGGCUGCGACAACAACGGUGGGCUGCCGUGGAGUGGACCUACUCAAAACACCCCUACCCGUACUGGAAUUGUCCAACGUCCUGUUGCACGCGCAGCGCCACCGGACGGAUCAGGUUCGAUCCCAGUUCGACGAAUUCCUCCGUACGCAUGGAUUCGUCUUUCUGACCGCACCCCAGUCAUCCCAGCCUGGUCGAAUCAUUCGUGACCUCCGAGACACUGUCCAUCACGACUUGUUUCCCAAUCAGCUUGAAAAGAAUGAUGAAUUGCCGACUUCGCAGAAUAUCUAUUGGUCGGAAAAGAAUAUUCCCAUGUACCGUCUCGGCUACGAGUUUUGCGAAGACGGAAUGCGGGAAGUCUUUCGCGUAGCGGCGGGUCGAGUCGACGAUCAACCGUGGCCCGACGCAGGUGGUCGAGCUAGAUCCACAACGCUUCGGGCCUUGGGCUUGGUUCGACACGUGUGUGAUACGAUAUUGGACCUUCUCCUCUCCGGACAGCAAACAAAAAUACCCAUAGAAGCCGGUGCCAAAUCCAAAGACAUGGCUGUACGAAAACCACGUCCUGGAUCGGGUAGUUCCACUUGGUGGUCACCACACGGCCAAUCCCCGUCGUACACGAAACAACUGGUCGGCACCAUUCCGGAUCGGGACGAAGAUUAUUCGGUCUGGUACGCCAUGCACUAUUUUAACACAACACCUUUGCGAGGAGAAACUAUCGUAACGCUCAAGGCACACGUUGACCCCAGUCUCCUCGUUGUGGAACCGUUCUUGUGUCCCUACACCCGGGGACUGCAGGUUUGGAAUCGUACUACGGGCACUUGGAUGGAUGUAGACGGUCCUGCUUCGCCCGUGUCGAGCUUGUGGGAAACCGGACAGGAAGUCAUGCUUUUAUUUGGCGGCAAGGCCUUGGGGGCCGCGUGUAAUUUGGAACCGACCUUGCACCGGGUAGUGCUCGGGUCGGAACCCCGAUCGACCGUCAUCUACGAACAAAAGUAUGGUGAACUUUUUCCGCCACCAAUCUCAGACUAA
Messenger RNA from Phaeodactylum tricornutum CCAP 1055/1, 1110 nucleotides. RefSeq lists its product with no specific name. Bases 1 to 1110 code for a protein of 369 amino acids. Lineage: Eukaryota; Bacillariophyta; Bacillariophyceae; Surirellales; Neidiaceae. The transcript has a single exon. The record is from RefSeq and is a predicted model, not a curated record.